Molecule: messenger RNA, 602 nt
Organism: Aspergillus fijiensis CBS 313.89
Lineage: Eukaryota; Fungi; Ascomycota; Eurotiomycetes; Eurotiales; Aspergillaceae
Exons: 1
Coding region: 17-241 (74 amino acids)
Source: RefSeq, a predicted model, not a curated record
AGACUGUUCAGUAUGAAUGACUUGGCACAAGGAGUCGAGAGAUUUCCCAUAUACCUUUAUCCCUACAUGGUUGCGAUGCGAUGACUGUCCAGAUAUCUAUAGAACACGGUUGAGACUAAGAUUAACAGCAGCAGCAGCAGCAGCAGGAUCCCUCGUCAUGGUGAUGGAGAUGGAGAAGGUCUGGAACAACGGCCGCUCCUCGGUCCUGUCUAAGAUCCACCUGACUAGUUCAACUCUGUAGGAGUCACUUCCAAUUGGUGCGCAUAUGAAUCAAAUUCACAAGAGAGUCAGACACAGAAAUCUUAGAUGCCGUUGCUAAUGCUCAAAUCCGAAAUCCGUGUUCCGGACUCGACGGAGUGUCGAUUAUUGCCGUCAUCCUACAGGGGAACUCCGAACACCCAGGGACGGAGUGUAGAUGUAUUACUGAUUUGGUGCUUUCGGAGGGGUAAGUAGGGUUUCCAAGGAGGGGUGAGAGGGACGAGAGGGACAUAUCAUUCAAGAGGGGAACUCAGAUGGGAACAGAAGGAGGGGGGAUCCAACCUCAAGAGGGACAGGAGGGGUAGCUGGGAGUGGCGGGUUCCAUUGUUUCUCCGUCAUGCUGC